AUGCCGACCGAGCGCAAGAUGGACCUCAUCUCCAAGCUCCAGGACUUGGGAGAAGACGUGCCAACUGCCUGGAACACUCAGCAGAUCAAGGCCCGAUUGGCCGAGCUGAAGACUUUCCAGAAGGAAGGACAACAUGCUCUCCUGAAGAACCAAUUGACCGAGCUCAACCGUGCAGCUCGGAAGAAGGCAACUCUCGUUGUCUAUGCCCAGGGCUUGGAGAUCCCGGUGCGUCCCAACGACACCAUCAGUGUGCUCUAUGCCAAGUGCGAAGAGAGGAUCACGGUGGCGACGCCGCCGACGGGCAGCGACCUGGUGAACUUCGGCAAGCACUCAGACAAGAAGUACAAGGAGAUCCUGGAGGAAUGUCCCUCCUAUGCAGAGUGGAUCCUAACCACAGCCGACGAGAACCCAGAGUCGUCGUGGCGCCUGAAACGACUGGCACAGUGGUUGAAGAUCACCAUGGAGGAACAGCACAUCACACAGUUCAAGAAGACCGAGAAGGAUCUCCCUCCGUCGGGAUAUCAUCCCCGCCAUGCCAAGGGGAAUCCAAGCGGAUCAUCGACCGACCUGUCCGACGGGUCCUUCCUGAAAAUCCAGACCGACGAUUCCGACUCCGAAUUGAGUCGCUUGAAGACCGAACUGGACCAGCUCCGCUCAGAGAACAACAUGAUGGCUCUGCAAAUGUCGCGCAGCAAGACCCAUUAUUCUUCCUUUUACACACCAAUUUUUGCAAAGAAGGUGAUCGAUGCCCUUCAGGAACAAGAGGCGUGGUCGGCCCUCAGCCAGGAACUGUCCCUGCCACCUAGUGAGGUGUCAGAUCCAUUCUUUUGCGUGGAAAACUCAGAGACUUGCCUGGUGAACGAGGGUGAACUAUCUUCUGAGGAAAAGAUCAAAAUCAACAAUCUCCUGCGCCAUAUUCACAGUGUUACUGGACACGGCUCAGUAGAAACUUUGAUCAAGUCCCUCAAGAACCGGGGAGUUCCUGAGAAAGUUCUGGCGAUAGCAAGGGAGUUCCGCUGUCCUCUAUGCGAAGAGCGCAAGCGGGUUGUGCCUCGGAGACCUGCUACUCUGGAGACUGCACCACUGAAAUGGCAGAGGAUACAAAGUGAUCUAGGUUCUUGGACCCAUCCUCAUACACACCACAAGAUCAAGUUCAUCUUAUUUAUUGAUGAGGGUUGCCGUUUCAGAACAGGUCGCAUCUUAUUUGAGAACAGCCGGGAACAGGCCACCUGGCCCGUUGUGCGAAAAGCAUUUGAAGAGCUCUGGAUCUCGACCUUCGGGAGGCCAGAGGAAAUUCGUGCAGAUCCUGAGGGUGUGUGGCGCAGCGAUGAGGCCGCAGCAUACUGCCAAGAGCGUAGCAUGACGCUGACUCCAGUUCCGGCAGAAGCUCAUUGGCAAAUUGGAAUAGUUGAAGAAGCAAUCCAAGCGGUCAAACAUGUGUUGGAUACCCUCACCACUGAAUUUCCUGACAUGGAGCUCUCAGAAUGUUUUGCACGGGCUAUUUGGGCAUGUAACUCUCGGGACAACUCCUAUGGGUAUUCUCCAGCUCAACAUGCUAUGGGUCGUAAUCCUGAUGAAUGGGGUCGCCUCUUUACAAGUAAAGUUCAGGGACAUCCAAUACAUCCACAACAACUGGUUGAUGGGGGCUUUGGUGACAAUAUCAAAGCAAUGGCCGCAGCAGAACAGAGCUUCAGCCGUUUCCAAGCGAAAGCACGACUUGCCCGAGCCGAAGCUGCAGGUCGAAGACCCAUGAAACAUUUUGUUCCUGGUGAUUUGGUUUUCUAUUGGCGAAAACAGGUUCAAGGAGGACAAGGUCGUGGUUUUUCAUGGAGUGGUCAAUUCAUAGGUGCAGCCAGGGUGUUAGCUGUUGAGACUAGAGAGGAUGAACAAGGGCGCCUUCGACCGGGUAGUUGUGUGUGGCUUCACCGUGCCGGCCGCUUGAUCAAAGCCGCACCUGAACAAUUGAGGCAAGCCUCGAGCCGUGAAAGAGCUGUGGAAGAACUCAAGGGACCAUGCGAAAUUCCAUGGACGAUCACUUCCUUAGCCACUCACCCACACAGAAAGACUUAUUGGGACAUUUCUGCAGAAAAACCCACAGACCUACAGUGGCAAGAGGCUAGCGAUCAUCCGACAGGUGGCCGGCGGUACAGUAGCAAGAAGCGUCCGACCUUAGACCAACCUGCGGAAUCUCCACCUCAACCUAUGGAGGAUAUCGCCGCAGAUCCACAAUUUGCAGAUGACGAUGUGGAGAUGAAAGCAGAAGACACCACCACCAAACCAGUAUCCGAAUCUGAUGAGGCCAUGUUAGCGGUUGAGAUCUCCAUCGACAUACCAAAUUCAAAACGUGGUGUGAACAAGUUCAUUGAGGAUCCUGUAGCUUUUGUUGUGAAUCAGAUGAAGCGAAACACAGUAGAGGUGCGGGAGAGAACUUUGAGGGAUGAGGAAUUGGCUCAGUUUAAACUAGCAAAAGACAAAGAAGUACGUAGCUAUAUUCAAUCACAUUGUUUCAAAGUUCUACCACUUGAACAACAAGACAAAUUGGAUUCGGUUGGUAUGCGAUGGGUGCUCACAUGGAAGGGUUUGGAAGAUGGUAGUGGUGGCCACAAGGCUAAGGCCAGAGCGGUGAUCCUAGGCUAUCAGGACAGAAACUAUGAGUUCAAGCAAACGGCUUCUCCCACAUUGUCUAGGUCUGGUCGCCAAGCCUUUCUUGCGUUUUGCAGUCAAUGUCAUUUCCGUGUUCGGAAGGGAGAUGUAUCAUCGGCAUUUUUGCAGGGUGACACACUGAAGGAUGGCAUGAAGGUACAGCCCACUAGAGAAAUAUGCGAUGCCUUGGGUAUUCCUCAUGGUUCUGUUACCCAACUACAACGUGCAGCAUAUGGACUGGUAGAAGCACCAUUAUGGUGGUACAAGAGUGUUUCCAAUUUCCUCAUUUCAUUGGGUUACACACGAAUGAAAACUGAACCUUGUAUCUGGGUAUACUUUGAUGAAACAGGAACACCACGAUCAGCCAUUAGUGGACAUGUCGAUGACUUUCUAUUUGCGGGUUGUGAUGAUGACGACUUGUAUCAACAACUGGUUGCGAAGAUCAAAUCCAAGUUUCAAUGGGGUCAAUGGGAACAUAGCCCUUUUGUUCAAUGUGGUGUCAAGGUAGUACAACAUGAGGACUACAGUUUUACUUUGAGCCAACACGAUUUUCUGGAACAAUUACAUCCUAUCAAUAUUAAUCGAGAACGGUUUCGUCAACGUGAUCACGAAACUACAGAUACUGAAAAAUCUCAAAUGCGUGCGGUUCUGGGUAGCCUCAGUUGGAUUUGUGGACAGACGGACAUUUUACACAGUGUGGAUGUGAAUUUUCUUAUUUCUACAAUACCAAAGAGUACUGUGGCGGACAUUGUCAAACUGAAUCAGUUGGUCUCUGAUGUUAAACGACAUAGAGCAGAAAUUUUUAUUCACCCACUGAAGAAAGGGGAAAAGGUUGAUUUAGUAACCUGGGGUGACGCAGCAUGGGCCAAUAGGCCCGAUCAAGUCAAUAGCACAGAGGGUCUCAUUUGUGGUCUGGCACCACAGUCUCUGCGAAGGGGUGAGCUCUCCAAAGUCACCCUACUCUCCUGGAAGAGUGGGAAAAUCCAUCGAAAGUGCAGAUCACCAGCAUGUGCCGAAGUUCAUGCAGUGGUAGAUGCAGAAGAUGAUCUCUACCAUCUGAGAUACCUGUGGUCUGAAAUGCACUAUCCGAGAUCUAUGUUGGAAAAACUCUCAGCGCCUGAGAUUGUGAACCUGACUCCUGGAAUUACUAUCACUGACAGUAAGAACCUUUAUGACAAGAUCAACACCGACUCACCGACAGUGAAAGGUGAAGAGAAAAGAUCUACUAUUGAAGCACUGGCUUUAAAAGAUUCCUCUACCGAGUCAGGGACUAUGCUCCGCUGGGUUCAUUCAGAUGCCCAGGUGGCCUGUCUCAGGCGCUUCGAUUGGUUAAGCCGACUCACCCGCUUGCUGUUCCAGAGAUUCUUUCUGGGCGUUCGCGAGUAA
Molecule: messenger RNA, 4029 nt
Organism: Cladocopium goreaui
Lineage: Eukaryota; Dinophyceae; Suessiales; Symbiodiniaceae
Source: the annotation of a GenBank genome assembly